CCUGGAUCAAUAACUCAUAACAGAAACGUUGUUAAAAUACAAACAACGGCUCUUUCUAGCCGAGGUAAGGUAGACAACGAGCUACAACUUCAUUUUAACACAUAACAUUGGUCUCUAUGUGCAGCCGGCGGUGAGACGAGUGUUGUGCAAAUUGAAUAAGAAGCUCUCAGAGACAAACUGACUGCAGACCAGUGAACGUAAAAACGUGACAUGACGUCAUCACGCUAUAGCAAGCAGAGUGCGCUGUGAUUGGUCAGUUCCUCUGUGUUAUUGUGCUGCUGUCAGUGCUGCACUGUGCUGCUGUGGGAGUUGCCAGACCAUCCGACGCUUAAUGUCCAGGAACACCAGUUUUCAGAGAAACGUGAUGACGUCACGAGCCAAGGAAUUAAUUUGUUCCAACGUGUUUGCUGCUGCUGCUGCAGUUUGAGGAACGCCUUGCUUGUCUCUCUCUUUGGUUUCCAGCUGAUUUAAGUGGGAAGGUGGAGCAGGGUUAUAGGCAAGACCCAUGGCUGCAGUGCAUCACCCAGGGUGCCCACUCAGGGACUCACUUUACUGGGAUGAAACAGACUGCCUGAACUACUAUGGGAUGUUGUCUCUCCAUGAGGUCUUUGAAGUAGUUGGUUGUCAGCUGACAGAGACUGACAUUGAAGUGUUGUCAUUCCUUCUGGAUGAAACCUGUCCUGCACCACACCCUCUUGACCCGACGGGUUGGACAGUUGAGCCCUGUGGGGAUGAUCCAGAUGACUUGGGCGUGUCUCCAAGUCCUGAGCUUCUAAGAGCCUGGAUGCGCUUAAAGCCUCAGGGCUACCACCAUCCCUUAGUGCCCUCAUAUAAGCCAAAGAGUGGCCUCGAGCUGUUGUUGGAGCUGGAGAGACGAGGAUACCUCAGCGAUGGCAACCUGGAGCCACUACUGCAACUACUGAGAGUCCUCACUCGUCAUGACCUGCUGCCUAUAGUGUCCCACAAGAAAAGGAGGACAGUAUCUCCAGAGAGAAUUGGACAGAGAUUUGAAACAGAGAACAGGCAGUUGGUGUGCGCCUCUGGAAUGCAACACAGCCAUAGACAGACAGAAACACCUCUUCCAUAUUUCGCACAGCAAUUGAGAACUGGUACUAACCCUCCUAUGCCUGGGCCAUCCGCUAGGAGGAAGAGGAAGAAGAGGGGAAAUGGCUGGAGCCGCAGGCCCAAGAAACCAAGCAGACAGGGCCCGCCACUGCCUCCGCCACCACAACCACAUAAAGCGUCCUGCAAUAUCCGCCUGCGUGUCCGGGCCGAAUACCUGGAGCAUGAUUCGGCACUCCGCGAGGGCGUCUCGUCGGACAAACUGCAGCCCCUGGAGCGACAGUUUGAGUUGUUCAGCAAAGCCAGCUCGCUGCUUCGCGCCAGAGACCUGGGCUCCAUCGUCUGCGAAAUCAAGUUCACAGAGCUGGACAACCUCGAGGCCUUCUGGACCGACUACCUGAGCGGAGCUCUGCUGGAGGCCCUGAAGGGAGUCUUCAUCACGGACUCCCUGAGGAUGGCAGCCGGCACGGAGGGCGUCCGCCUGCUGAUCAGCGUGGACCAGGAUGACUACGAGGAGGGCCGAAUAGUGCUGAGAGCUAGGAGAAUGUUUUCAUCUAGUAAUGGUGGGGGCACAGAGACACACUGGGCUGUAUAGGCUGAUAAGACUCUUUGGGGUGUAUUAUAUUAACUUUGAGAAUGGAAUGGUAGGGAAUGAAAUUGUUACAGUCAAAUUUGCAAGCAUUUGCAAGACUUCCUUUUCUAAUUGCAAUCCAUGUAAUAACCACUAGAUGGCAGCUCUCACCAUUGGUUUUGUUGUGUUCAUAACCAGCCUUACAUUUUCAGAAAUUGUCAGUUUUUCGUUGAAACAUUACCUUUUAUUUGUAAAAGAAAACUGAAUAUUAAUGGAUCAAUGUGCUUUCCUUUGGGAUUCAUGCACAGGUGCUACUUUGUAGGACACCAGGAUGAAACAAGAUGUAUCAAGAUUUGUCUUCUUAGUCUCAGUGAGAACAAGAGCAAGCAAGCCUGUGCCAAAAGAAGUGGUAAGCCCCUCAUGACACUGUCAAUCUUAAAUAAAUAAGAUUAAGACAACAGAUGUGCCAUAAAUGAUAGAAAAUACCACAAAUGUCUUCACAUGCUCAAGGUUGAGACUACACGGACAUACAUGUACACAGAUAAAAUGGGCCACAAUCAGAACUUGUAAUCAAGCAAUUGUCGACCAUUUCGUCCACUUUCAUGCAUAGACAGCGGGCGUUCAGAUGCCAAGACGACAGACGACUGUUACCCAACGAAACAUGCUUCACCGCUUGGUUUUCGUUGACUUGUUGGAUUUGAAGAAUAAUGAUAAUAUUAACUGGCACUUUUUUCUUUAUUUAAACUAAUUUAAAGGACAAAGAAACAUGCCAAGAAAAGUUUCUGAUCUUUAAAAAAAUGUGCGAGAGAACUGAGCACAGAUGGAAAAGUGGGCUUCUCUCAGUACAGAUUGACCUUUGUGUCCAACUUUGGGAGAGCCGAGCCCACGCAUAUACACCUAGAUAACCAACACUGGGAUUGUCAGCCCUGUGUGCCACGAUAACCCGACUUGUGAUUGCUGUGGUCAGUGGAUACGGCAGUUGCCAGUAGAUGACAGCAGUGAUUAGGGCUAGGCCUCAGCAGACCAUGGAAGAUUCAUCAUCCCAAGCUUGUCAACAGCAACCCGGAUAAUACAAUGGUGGCUUGUGUCCAGGCUUCCAGCUAGGCCUCAGCAAGUGCUUCUCUCAGCAAGUAAAGCACAGGACAGUGCGUCGGUCAAUAGAAGUGAUGUUGGGGAGAUCAAAAUCAAAAGUGCACAUCCCAGCUCCACUCAGCCCUGCUAUGUAGGCCCAGUAGAGUGGCUCACGGACAGCUGUCUACUCACCCUGCUGGAACUAAUGCCUGGACUCCACUCAUAGCAGACGAUCAAUAAGGCCCCUCCUCUAAGUCCCUCCAUACAGGCACGACUUAAGCAGGCCGACUCGCUACUGUCUGAAGCUCUGCAGGGCUCUGCAGGGACAGACGGGGAGGGACAAUGGACAUAUUUCCAUGUUUACUGAAACUGAAUUUAUUAAAAUAUGAUUGUGUUAUUCAUAGGAGAAAUAAUGUAACUAAUUCAGGGAAACAUUUUUGUUAAAGAAAAAAAUCUUUUGGUAUGCCAUUUCUUUUUGUGGAAAUCUUUAUAUAUGAGAUAUUAUUUCUGGUGAAUAAUAAAGGUCUGAUGUCCUUAA
This is a messenger RNA of Sebastes umbrosus (honeycomb rockfish), 3242 nucleotides long. It is a transcript of the gene dedd2, whose product is annotated as death effector domain-containing 1. The transcript is spliced from 7 exons. Gene Ontology annotation, molecular function: protein binding; DNA binding. Bases 506 to 1657 code for a protein of 383 amino acids. Gene Ontology annotation, cellular component: nucleolus. The record is from RefSeq and is a predicted model, not a curated record. Gene Ontology annotation, biological process: apoptotic process; regulation of apoptotic process; extrinsic apoptotic signaling pathway via death domain receptors. Lineage: Eukaryota; Metazoa; Chordata; Actinopteri; Perciformes; Sebastidae.